This is a messenger RNA of Aureobasidium uvarum, 879 nucleotides long. The record is from the annotation of a GenBank genome assembly. NCBI's taxonomy places the organism in Eukaryota, Fungi, Ascomycota, Dothideomycetes, Dothideales, Saccotheciaceae.
AUGGUCAAGAUUGCCAUCGCAGGUGGCGCCGGAAAGAUAAUCGAUGUCCUUCUUGCGACUGGGAAACAUGAGAUCUUGAUCUUGUCCCGCAAGGUAGAUUACCAAAGUCAGACACAGUUGAGACAUGCACUCAGCGGAGUCCACACACUUCUUUCGUUCAUCUCCGAGCAAGACGAUCCUGCAAGUCCUUUACAGAAGAACAUCAUCCGUGCUGCAGUCGAUGCAGGCGUCAAGCGUUUUGCACCCAGCGAAUGGGCAUCUUGGUACUCGUACAAGGGCGAAAUUCGCCGCUAUCUUGAAGAGGAGGUGAACAAGGACGAGCAGAUCCUAGAGUAUACCCUCUUCCAGCCCGGAUACUUCCUAAACUACCUGACAAGCCCUUACAAGUCGUCAAAUUAUCUUCAGCAGAUGCAAACACCCUUUGACUUUGACGAAGGUCGCUUCAUCAUGAUUGAUGGCAGCGACAACGACCGCAUCACACUCACAACCGUUCAAGAUCUAGCCCAAGUUGUUGCCAGAGCUGUGGAGUAUGAGGGCAAGUGGCCAGUCGUUGGCGGUAUCUCCGGAGUCGAACUAUCUAUGAAGCAGAUAAUCGAACUUGGAGAGAGCAUCAGAGGCAAGACAUUCAAGGUCGAGAAGAUACCUAUUGUUGAGCUUAGAGACGGGUCAUGGAAAAGCUCAUGGUCACCGAAGAUCGACCACCCUUCCAUUCCACCCCAGAAGGAUGAUCGGCUUUCGAGAAUCAUGGUCUCCGGUAUUCUCCAAGCCAUCUCGGCUGGAGACUUGGUAUCCUCGAAUGAAUGGAACAGAUUGCUUCCGGACCUCGAAUUUGCCCAAUCCGAAAAAUUCUUGGCCAAUGUCUGGGAUGGUAAGCCAUGA